AGAGUCGCUCCACUGAGAUAAGACUUAGGAGGAGGGCCUUUGGCUUUAUUGGGGCAGAGGGGAGGAGGAGGAGGCUGUCUCAAGCCUGCCCUGUAGCUUUUAUUUGUCUUGGCUCUUAACAUUCCGAAGGAUGUAGCCGGGCACAUCCUUACUCUUGGUUCUGUUUCUCAGAUAAGUGAAAUCGAGGCCCAGGAAAUGUAAGCUCGUGAGCAGCACUGUCUCCGGAUGCAUCCAUGGCUCUUCUGUAUAUGUUAUCGCAUUUAAUUCUCAGGACAGCCCUGUUUGGGGCAUUGAGUCUAAGUUAGAGACGUCGAGUGAAUUCACUUCAUUCUCACAGUUCAGUCUCUCUUACACUGAAGUAGUAGAGCCAGGAUUCAAACCUUAUGUUAAUUAGCUCAAGGAUUACUUUUCUGAGUGUUUUUACUGACCACACACCACCCCAGUUAAGUCUUUUCCUCUGGGGCCCCACGGCACCCUACGGUCCAUUCUGUCACAGUACUUAUAAUACACAGCUGUCAUUGACUUCUAUUUCUGCUGCCACUAGACUGCCAGCAGCUUGAGAACAAUGACCAUGCCUGGUUCAUCUUGUUAGCCCAUCCCCUAAUACUGGACACAGUAUAUAUUGGGAAGCAAUAGAUAUUUGUCAGGUGAAUGAAUGAACAAAGAAUAAUAGCAAGAGCAUCAACAGGUUCAUGGCUUGUUUUUGAGAGCACAAAAAAUAGAAGUAAUGGAUAUGCCCAAUGUCCAGGGAAAAGCAUAACGAUGCAUCUUUAGGUUCCUCACCCAGAAUUGCAGCAUAAUUAUUUUUUCCCCAGAAUUUAAGCGUUAGAGCCAUCGUCCUCAAUGGUUACAGCAAAGACGCAGUAAACUGCUUUUCCUCCUGGAGGACUUAAAUUUACCAGUUGUUGCUAUCAGAAAAUAGCUCUGUGAUUAAAAUAAAAUUUGUGUGUCCUAAGCUUUUUCAUGCUUUGGGGGUUGUUGACUCAGGAUUGACUCCCAUGAACGUGACAACUAGGACAAAGGAAAUGAACAUUUUUAUUGCUCUUGCUUCAUAUUGUCAGAUUGCUUUCCAGUAAGAGAUUAUGCCCAUUUACACUGAAGACCAAUCUGAAACUCAGCCCCAGCAAAAUCCAGAACUUGCCUGUCUCCAUAGCUGGUUUUAAUUUCCCUAUUCUGCAAUGGCUUGUUAAUAUUAGUUCUGACCUUUGGGGCAAGGUGAACACAUGGUUGGACUGAAGAGAAAAGGCUUCGGGUGGCUCAGUAACUUCUUUGGCAACUACAACAGCUGAUAUUUCAACAGAGCACAUACACUCCCCCCACUUAACAAGGGUACAUCCUCAGCCUUCUCAGGGAACCAACGAACACCUCCAGGCUUCCUCUUUGAUGCCACCCACUGGACCUGCCUUAGGGGUCUGUAAAUGCGAGACAACCGAGUGUUGGAUAAUUAGCAAUGGAAGAAAAAACCUCUAGAAUAAAAGGUAGGUGAGAAAGAAGGGAACGUAGGCAGGAGUUACACAAAUCCACAUCCAUUCUUCAGGCCCUCUGGAAAGUUUUCUUUGCGUAGAUGGUUGGUUGACGUGUGCAUUAAAGGGCAUGGGAAAGUGGGGGAAAAGAUUAUAUGUAACCUAUUUAUAUAUCUGUAUAUUUUUAAAAAUCCAUUCUGGCCUUUGUGGGACCCUGGCCCCCAGGGCAAUUCCCUAGCACCUGUGAAAGUCUCUCUAACUUGUUCUGGUCUGGUUUUGAAUGAACUGAGUGAUUGAGAUUAUAGCUCUUACCUCCCCACUGAUGUGUAAAGUAGGGUUGAUUUGCUGUGGCGCUUUGAACAAACUCUCUAGCUUCUCUGGGCAUCAGUAGCCUCCUCAGUAAAAUGGAAAUCAGAGUCUCUAGCCAAUGUUCCUCAGAGGGCUGUCACGAUCAAGAAGGGUGGAAAGGCAGAAACCAAAGCUCUUUGGAGACAUUUCGGGACUUCCUCGCUCUAAGAGUAGUGAUCUUGCUUUUUUAUAUAGGCUCCACAAGCAAUCCCACCCAAAACCCUCCAGCUGCUCUUCUCCCUGUGCGACUAUGGUCUGUGGAGAGCCGCUUCCAGGACUAGGAUUCAGUGAGGUUUGGGGCCCAGGCAUGAGGCUGAAAAUAGUGGAGAGAUGGUGGGCCAGGACAGUGGCUGAGAAGGAAGCGGAUCAUAGACUCCUGUCACAGAAGGCCUGACACUCAUAUACAUGCACCUAGCUUGUAAGUGUGUGGUCGAUCUCCCCCCACGCCUUCAUUCUCCACAAAUGCAUUCAUACCCAAACAGUCUGAGAGCUACCAAUAGGGAGACCCCAUUCAUGACUUUAUUAUCCAUCAGCACUGUCAUAUGCUUCUUUACAUAGGAUUCUCCCCCCAUACACAUGCCCUAUACUUUGGGAGGGGUACAGGGUCAGGAUCUGGGGGCCUUGGGAAAUCACAUUGUAAUCUUUUCUUCCCUAGAGAUAGCCCCAUUUUAGAAUUUUAGACCAAGAGCUGCAGGUCAGAGCUUGGUCUUGAAUGAGAAUCUGGUACUGACUGAACCCUUUCUCUGCCACGAGUUCACUGGCCCUUUUCAGAGAGGACUUAAUUCUUGUGUUUAUCUGUUUCUGUCCCAUUCAAGGUAGAGAAACCUUUCUAGAUGCCACCUCCUACCUCAGACAAGUUAGUUCUCCCCUCCAAUUCCCUGCACAGCUCUCUGUUAUAAUAUUUACCUUGUUGAACUAGGAUUAGUUGUCCACAAGUUCAUCUCAUCUAGGGCAGAGAGAUGUAGACUGCACAAACACAAUAAGCAAGUGUCUCCUCUGUCCUCUGUGCCAGGGCCUGAAUUUGACACUGGAAACACAAAUUACAGAUCACUGAGAUCUAGUCUCCAUCCUCAAGGAGUUCACAGUCUAGUGGGGAAGCAGACCAGGAAAAUACUGGUGGAUACUUGCUCAGAUAGGAGCAGGUGGGCAAUAUAAGAACCAAAGACAAGUCCUGUCCCAAGGAUACAGGGGUCACUUCCCAAAGGAAGUGAACAUCAAACCAGACCUUGAAAAGUGGGUCAGAAUGUGUUGGGAAUAGAAGGAGAAAAAAUGGCAUUUCAGGCUGAGCAAAAGCCAAGAAACAAGAAAACACACCAUGUAUUUUGGGGCCCAGUGAGUCAGCCAGUGAAGUUUAAGGAUGGAGAUCUAAGGAGAGACAUGGCUGGACAGGUAGACUGAAGCUUGAUUGGGAAGUCUUGAGUGCCAAGCUGAGGUCUUUCCAUAAAGCUUGUUUUGGUCUCCUGCUUCUGGGAUCAGAAUUGGUAACAGUGAGGAAUCUCAUAGCUAAUUCCAGGCAAGUUUAAGUUAGGUUUUAGAGCCUGGACCCCAGGUUUACCCUUUCAGACUUUGUCAAAAGCCUGCCAGCUUCCUAUCUCAGAUUUCCUGCUGCUAAAAUUGUCCUUCUGCCUGUUGGCAGGGUCAUGGGGACAAAAUUGUAAACAUAGAAGAGACGUUCAUGUGACCAGCUAGAUUACCUUGAACAUGCCACUUCCCCUCCCCAGACCUCAGUUUCCCUGUAAGGCUAACAAGGAUGUUUGUAAGGAUCAAAUGAGAUAAGGAAUAUGUUGUUGCUUUGUGGGCAAUGGAAAACAUACAGGGAAAGGGUUAUAAUUAAGAUUAUUAAUAUUAACAGAUUUAUACCAGUUAGGAAAUUUAUUAGAAUUAAAAGAGUUGUAUCUCUUACAAAGCCUAGUUCUGAGACUCUAGAGGUUCUGAGCUGACCUGUAAGACCACAUUCUUAGAUCAGGCGUGUUUGAUUAAUUAAAGAAAAGCCCUGGCCUGGGAGAAAUUAGGUCCCUAGUGUUCUAUUCCUGACUUGGCCACUGAUUUGCUACAUGACCUUAGGAUAUUUCUAGAAAAAUAUUUCUAGACCUCAGUUUUCUUACCUGAGAGGGUGAGAUGAAAUGAUCUCACAAGUCUUUACACAAAAUCAAAAGAGUAAAACCAAAUUCAUCCUUCUAAUUGAUUUGCAGGAGCUCUUUGCAUAUUAUAAAUGUUAAACCUUUGCCAUAAUAUUGUAAGUUUCCUUAACUGAGGGUUUUCUGUAUGGUCAGCAUUACAGUAGAAGUUUCAGGUUAGUCAAAGAGGUGUCUUAUCAUUUACCUCCCAAAGGGAGUAACAGUGUUAGAUAAUAUAUUUUUAACAUUUCCCAGAUUGCUUUACAUUUUUUAACACAUUGAAUCUUCAACAAUCCUAAGGAGGGUAGGUACUCCUAUCAUUGCCAUGUUCCAGAUAAGAAAACUGAAGCACUGAAAAGUUUAGUCUUCUGCUCAUUGUCUCAUAGCCAACAAGGGGCAGAGGUAGGAUUCCACUCAAGAAAUAUGGCUCUAGAGCCUAUUGCUCUUAACCGUCAUAAUCUGCUGUCUCAGUUGAUUCAUUUAGAUAGGUGGGCUCUGGAAUGUAUUAAAAGUUUGGUAUGAUUUAUACACAACAACUGGAGGAAAUCUGACCCUUGUGUAGACUAAGGCUUGCAAAUGUAUUUUAGGGAACUUCUUAAAAGGCAAAGUGGAACUGAGAGCAUUUGAGGGCAGGGAUUGGAAAUUUCUGUCCCCAAGAGAUUGCCCUUGUGUAGCCCAGCUCAGUGGAAGAAAGUUGAGCUUCCUCGUAGCCAAUCAUUGAAGGUUCACUGGGGGUGGGAAGGUUGCAGAAGAGUGAAGUAAGAGCACACUUGCGCAUCUUCCAGGCAAGCUGUGCAGUUCUAUGAGUUCUACACAUAAAAGCCUCAAAACAACGUGUCAGGGGAGGGAGAGAGGGGGCAGGUGAGGGUGAGUCAUCUGGGCUGGAUGGCUCUGGCCUAUGGACUUGUCCUACUUUGAGGCCAUUGCUCUUUGCUCCCUGCUGCAGCCUCCACCCUCUUAAAUCUCCAUCCUAAUGGCUUGGCAUGAGGAACUUUAGUGAAAUUUUCUAUCAGUUCAUGAUGCCAAUGUCAUUCUCCUUAGGGGAUCUGACGGUGGCUAACAGCCAUGUGGGCAGAGCUUACCAUUCCCCCACCUCCAGCCCCAGGCAAUGGCUGCACUCUUCCAAAGGUGUCAGUUUACUCCUAUUUAUUUAGCCCUUGGCUGGAGAGAGUAGAAAGAUGAUCAAAUAGUGCCCAUCUCUUCAAGAGUGCCCCAGGCAGCACAUUUCAGGUGGGAGAGGCCCUGUGGCAAGGAAGGCAGCAGAAUCCAGAGAAGACAAGGGAUGCAAGGCCAUUUUGGGUCGGAGAAGCAGAGAAGUAAUGGACCUUCCAUGUCCAGUUUGGGCCUCUAAUUGCCAGCUCAAAACACUGCAUUCCCCAGUAGGGACUUUGUGUUUGUGUUUUUGUCCUUGGGAACCUUGCAUUUCUGAUGUAAAUCUUGAUUUCUGGGUUGGAGCUUGACAUUCUACUUAGGUCCAUUUUUUAAUUUCAAAGCUGGAAAAGCCGCUGAGACCUACCUCCAUCACCUUUGCCUCUCUACCCCACACAGGCUGUAAGCACAUGAUCUUUGGUCUUUUAUUUGCAUACUCUAUUAGUCUUGUCUUCAUUGGAGGGAAGUGACUGGUCAGACCUGGACUGUGUUGCUGGCUGCCUUCCUUGUUGGGCUCCAACUUACCUCCUAUGUACACAGCCCUUGGAGUUCAGAGGCCUCUCCUGACCUCUGCCCAACCUCUUGCUCUCUGCACCCAAUACCCCUAGUACAUACAGGAACAGAGGCAGGCUAGGACCAGAGGAAAGAGGAGAGGGGACUGAAGACAGACUCUGAGAGGGCUUAGAAACCCAGUGCACCCCCCGUCCCAGCUCUGUCCACCUGCUGCUGUGACCACAGUGAGGGAAAAGACAGCUAGUAAGAUAGGAAGUGAGGCCGGGUACCUUGUGGGCAGUGAUGUCAUUAGCUGCGACUCCUAAGAUGUCUCCAGAGAUGGGAGAGCUCACCCAAACCAGGUUGCAGAAGAUCUGGAUUCCACACAGCAGCGGCAGCAGCAGGCUGCAUCGGAGAAGGGGCUCAUCCAUACCCCAGUUUACCAAUUCUCCCACGAUGGUGAUCAUGGUGGGUUUACCAGCUCGAGGCAAGACUUAUAUCUCCACGAAGCUCACACGAUAUCUCAACUGGAUAGGAACACCAACUAAAGUGUUUAAUUUAGGCCAGUAUCGACGAGAGGCAGUGAGCUACAAGAACUAUGAAUUCUUUCUUCCAGACAACAUGGAGGCCCUGCAAAUCAGGAAGCAGUGCGCCCUAGCAGCCCUGAAGGAUGUUCACAACUAUCUCAGCCGUGAAGAAGGUCAUGUCGCGGUUUUUGAUGCCACCAACACUACCAGAGAACGGCGGUCACUGAUCCUGCAGUUUGCAAAAGAACAUGGUUACAAGGUGUUUUUCAUUGAGUCCAUUUGUAAUGACCCUGGCGUAAUUGCAGAAAACAUCAGGCAAGUGAAACUUGGCAGCCCCGAUUAUGUAGACUGUGACCGUGAAAAGGUUCUGGAAGACUUUCUAAAGAGAAUUGAGUGCUAUGAGGUCAACUACCAACCCUUGGAUGAGGAACUGGACAGCCACCUGUCCUACAUCAAGAUCUUCGACGUGGGCACACGCUACAUGGUGAACCGAGUGCAGGGUCACAUCCAGAGCCGCACAGUCUACUACCUCAUGAAUAUCCACGUCACACCUCGCUCCAUCUACCUAUGCCGGCAUGGUGAGAGUGAUCUCAACCUCAGAGGCCGCAUCGGAGGUGACUCUGGCCUCUCAGUUCGUGGCAAGCAGUAUGCCUAUGCCCUGGCCAACUUCAUUCAGUCCCAGGGCAUCAGCUCCCUGAAGGUGUGGACCAGUCACAUGAAGAGGACCAUCCAGACAGCUGAGGCCCUGGGUGUCCCCUAUGAGCAGUGGAAGGCCCUGAAUGAGAUUGAUGCGGGUGUCUGUGAGGAGAUGACCUAUGAAGAAAUCCAGGAACAUUACCCUGAAGAAUUUGCACUGCGAGACCAAGAUAAAUAUCGCUACCGCUAUCCCAAAGGAGAGUCCUAUGAGGAUCUGGUUCAGCGUCUGGAGCCAGUGAUAAUGGAGCUAGAACGACAGGAGAAUGUACUGGUGAUCUGCCACCAGGCCGUCAUGCGGUGCCUCCUGGCCUAUUUCCUGGAUAAAAGUUCAGAUGAGCUUCCAUAUCUCAAGUGCCCUCUGCACACAGUGCUGAAACUCACUCCUGUGGCUUAUGGCUGCAAAGUGGAGUCCAUCUACCUGAAUGUGGAAGCCGUGAACACACACCGGGAGAAGCCUGAGAAUGUGGACAUCACCCGGGAACCUGAGGAAGCCCUGGAUACUGUCCCUGCCCACUACUGAGCCCUUUCCAAGAAAGUGUCCUCAUCGCCUUCCACCUUUAGGAAAUGCUAUCCUUGCUCUUCUCCUACUCUGCCUUGGCCUCACUGAGGUACUCCACCACCAGUGAAGAAGUCCUCCGCAACUCCCAAACAAGCCUCACUUACUGGCCGCAACUAAGGAGCUAUCUAGCUCUGGAUGAAACUUUCUUUCUUAAUUCUUAUUCUCUGACGAAUAAAGACUUACUGCCUACAA
Chlorocebus sabaeus (green monkey) is the source of this 7543-nucleotide messenger RNA. RefSeq names its product 6-phosphofructo-2-kinase/fructose-2,6-biphosphatase 1 (gene PFKFB1). Gene Ontology annotation, cellular component: cytosol; 6-phosphofructo-2-kinase/fructose-2,6-biphosphatase complex. Gene Ontology annotation, molecular function: 6-phosphofructo-2-kinase activity; fructose-2,6-bisphosphate 2-phosphatase activity; ATP binding. Gene Ontology annotation, biological process: fructose 2,6-bisphosphate metabolic process; fructose metabolic process. The record is from RefSeq and is a predicted model, not a curated record. Lineage: Eukaryota; Metazoa; Chordata; Mammalia; Primates; Cercopithecidae.